Condylura cristata (star-nosed mole) is the source of this 2804-nucleotide messenger RNA. RefSeq names its product Ran GTPase activating protein 1 (gene RANGAP1). Lineage: Eukaryota; Metazoa; Chordata; Mammalia; Eulipotyphla; Talpidae. The record is from RefSeq and is a predicted model, not a curated record. The coding region runs from base 262 to 2007 and encodes 581 amino acids. The transcript is spliced from 16 exons. Gene Ontology annotation, molecular function: GTPase activator activity; small GTPase binding. Gene Ontology annotation, biological process: signal transduction; activation of GTPase activity; nucleocytoplasmic transport. Gene Ontology annotation, cellular component: nucleus; perinuclear region of cytoplasm; cytosol.
AAAUCCUCCUCCUCCGCCAUCAUCCGCCGCCGUGCAGGAGCAGGUGGUGUCGGGGACGCCAGGGGCGAGGACCGCCCGGAGAGCUGACGAGCCCGUGGGCGGGGCAUCGGAACGGCCGGCCUCGGAGCGGCGACCCGGGCCUGACCCGCACCCUAACCAGUGCCCGCCCCGCCGGGCGGUCGCGCGCCCCGGUCGCCCCACGCGGCGGCGCCGCCCGUGUACGUUUGCAGCUCUCCGACGGAGCCCACUGGCACGACCAACAUGGCCUCUGAAGACAUUGCCAAGCUGGCAGAGACGCUGGCCAAGACCCAGGUGGCCGGGGGACAGCUGAGUUUCAAGGGCAAGAGCCUCAAACUCAACACUGCAGAAGACGCCAAAGACGUGAUUAAGGAGAUUGAAGACUUCGAAGGCUUAGAGGCUCUGCGCCUGGAGGGCAACACGGUGGGCGUGGAGGCGGCCAGGGUCAUCGCCAAGGCCCUGGAGAAGAAGGCGGAGCUGAAGCGAUGCCACUGGAGUGACAUGUUCACGGGGAGACUGCGCUCCGAGAUCCCUCCCGCCCUGAUCUCACUCGGGGAGGGACUCAUCAUGGCCGGGGCCCAGCUGGUGGAGCUGGACCUCAGUGACAAUGCAUUCGGGCCUGACGGCGUGCGAGGCUUCGAGGCCUUGCUCAAGAGCUCUGCCUGCUUCACCCUGCACGAACUCAAGCUCAACAACUGUGGCAUGGGCAUCGGUGGAGGCAAGAUCCUGGCCACAGCUCUGACUGAAUGUCAUCGAAAGUCCAGUGCCCAAGGCAAGCCGCUGGCCCUGAAAGUCUUCGUGGCUGGCAGAAACCGUCUAGAGAAUGAUGGCGCCACUGCCUUGGCAGAAGCUUUUGGGAUCAUCGGGACGCUGGAGGAGGUCCACAUGCCCCAGAACGGGAUCAACCACCCCGGCGUUACUGCCCUGGCGCAGGCCUUUGCCAUCAAUCCCCUGUUGCGGGUCAUCAACCUGAAUGACAACACCUUCACCGAGAAGGGCGCUGUGGCCAUGGCCAAGACCCUGAAGAUUCUGCGGCAGGUGGAGGUGAUCAACUUCGGGGACUGCCUGGUGCGCUCCAAGGGUGCUGUGGCCAUCGCAGAAGCUGUCCGUGGGGGCCUGCCCAAGCUGAAGGAGCUGAACUUGUCAUUCUGUGAAAUCAAGAAAGAUGCUGCUCUGGCCGUGGCUGAAGCCGUGGCGGACAAGUCGGAGCUGGAGAAGCUGGACCUCAAUGGCAACGCCCUGGGUGAAGAAGGCUGCGAGCAGUUGCAGGAGGUGCUGGAGGGCUUCACCAUGGCCCAGGUGCUGGCGUCCCUCAGUGAUGAUGAAGGGGAGGAUGACGAGGAAGAGGACGACGACGAAGAGGAGGAGGACGAGGAGGAGGAGGACGAGGAGGAAGAGGGCGAGGAGGAAGAAGAGCCUCAGCAGCAAGGGCAAGGGGAGGCAUCCAGUACACCAUCCAGGAAGAUUCUGGACCCUAACAGUGGGGAGCCGGCUCCGGUGUUGUCCCCGCCGCCUCCCGUGGACGUGGCCACCUUCAUGGCCUUCCCCUCCCCGGAGAAGCUGCUGCGCCUCGGGCCCAAGAGCUCUGUGCUGAUCGCCCAGCAGACUGACACGUCUGACCCGGAGAAGGUGGUCUCGGCCUUCCUGAAGGUGUCCUCUGCGUUCAAGGACGAAGCCUCCGUGCGGACAGCAGUGCAGGACGCCGUGGAUGCUCUGAUGAAGAAGGCCUUCAGCUCCUCGUCCUUCAACUCCAACGCCUUCCUCACCAGGCUCCUCGUCCACAUGGGUCUGCUCAAGAGUGAAGACAAGAUCAAGGCCAUCGCCAACCUCUACGGCCCCCUGAUGGCCCUGAACCACAUGGUGCAGCAGGACUACUUCCCCAAGGCACUGGCCCCUCUGCUGCUGGCCUUUGUGACCAAGCCCAACGGCGCCCUGGAAUCCUGCUCCUUUGCCCGCCACAACCUGCUGCAGACGCUGUACAAGGUCUAGAUGCCAGCGGCCACUCCUGUCUCUGGGCCUGGACUCGGGAAGAGCCUCCCGUGAAGGACCCUGGCCAGAGGCAGGAAGGGUCUCUGUGAGGUCGUGCAGCACCCCCAGUCUGGUCAGCGUGGGGGGUGUGCCGAGGUGUGCUUGCUGCGGGGUUUGGGUUUCAGGGCCUCCUGCUGGCUCGCCUGGGCCUCGAAAGGCUCCCAGCUGCUCUGCCAUUAAACUCUCCCCUUGAGGGCUCUGCUGAUGUGCCUCAGGCUUGGCCCGGGGCUGCCCCGCCCCCACCUUGCCUUCCGCACACUCUGGGCUGCACCAGCUCUGGAGCUGCCUGCUGCUCCCCCCUGCCCUGUGGCCAGGCCAUUUCCUGCCCUGCUGAGGCCUCUGCUUCCUGCCUCUACCAUCCCCCACCUCUUUCCCUGCUGAACCCCUCUUGGCUAAAGGCAGAGACAGACCAAGUGAUAUGUGGGUGGUCAGCCAGGAGCAAGACCCUGGCACCCACGCCGUGUGGCCAGGAGAAGCCUGUGGGCAGACACCAGGGAGCCUGCGAGCAGGAGCUGCCUGGACAGUGCAGGAUCUGGGUCCAGCAGGCCCUCCGAGGCUCAAGACCCCAGACUGGUCUCUCCCUGUGGGGGCCUCUAGGACUCCUGGACAGCCCGAGGGCGGGGUGGGGGGUUAGCGCCCUGCGACCUCCCCCUCUCCUCGCAGCCUUUGCUCCCCUGCGUGUUCUGUGUGCCUGGGCUGUGCCCAGGGCUUUACAAAUAAAGUCGUAUGGACACUGCAAGACCUGCCCUUGGAGUGGG